This is a messenger RNA of Drosophila eugracilis, 4325 nucleotides long. It is a transcript of the gene Task6, whose product is annotated as two pore potassium channel protein sup-9. Gene Ontology annotation, biological process: potassium ion transmembrane transport; stabilization of membrane potential. NCBI's taxonomy places the organism in Eukaryota, Metazoa, Arthropoda, Insecta, Diptera, Drosophilidae. The record is from RefSeq and is a predicted model, not a curated record. The coding region runs from base 1145 to 2371 and encodes 408 amino acids. Gene Ontology annotation, molecular function: potassium ion leak channel activity. Gene Ontology annotation, cellular component: membrane. The transcript is spliced from 9 exons.
AAAAUUUUUUCACCCGCGCCGCAGCAUCCGAUUGCCAUUUAAAAAGAAAAGUAAUUAAAAUUAUUGAAAGAACAAACGUGUUACUGUUUAUUCCUAAAGAACAUUUAUAAAGAUUCCCAGCAAGAAUAUAAUAUCCCCAACAACCCUGUGAAACAGCAGCAGCAGCCGACUGUUUUGUGCGCCGGAGCAAAGCUUCCGCAGCCGUCAAUUCGAGAGCAUUACGGAUGCGAAUCCGAGUGGCGACAGGACAAAAGUGCGGCCCAAACGUAGCUAAAUUACGGUAGUGAAAAAAGAAAUUUUGUGGCGCCGCUAAAACAAAUUUGUUGUGUGUGUGCAAUUAUAGUUAACGCAAUCAAAAAGGAUCUCUGUUCUGUGCGUCAACUGAGAGAAAAUUGGGAACCGUUCACGAUUCUCCUAUUCAGCGGAAAGGAUGUGUAUGUGUGCAGGCUUUAUAUAAUGGAACAAUUCAAAUGAAGGACACGGCGGCAGAAACUACAAAAACAACUAGCAGCGCAAUGGCGCCCGUCACCCGCAGGAGCAGCAGUGGCAUAAUAAUCCUUGAGAGAAGCGCCGCCGCCCGAUGAAGGAUUGCAGCAUGGCCCGCACAUGCAUAUGCACAACACUCACGUCUACGUUCACUGGCAGCAGCAGUAGCAGCAGCAUAAAUAACGCAAGGACAUGGACGGCGCAACGAACGCGACGAGGACAAAGGCCCACGGCCUGUGACAGAAAUAAACGCCACCACCUCCUCGCCAAAAGCUAACCGACUAAAACGACGUAAACCCAGCACACACCACACCACGCCCUCGCCCCCCUUCUUCCCGAGUGAUAUUAUUUUUAAUGCAAUCAAAGUGCUAAGUGAGUUUGCCAAAAAAAAAAAGAAGCAGAGAAGAGACUACAAAACUAGAGCAAGGCAGAGCAGAGUGAGAGUUCAGGUCUUAACCCAAUUUGGGAAGUUUGUCCUUUGAGAGCGAGUCGCCAUCCCGGUAAGGACGUGCAGGAUUCAUAUGGACAACGGUAGGUGCAGCCCGGUUAGCCAGGUGAGCAGCAGCAGUCAGGAAAAGCUCUGCAAACUGUACCGCAAACGGAGGCGACGCCACUGAACCAACGAUCAACAUUGCCCCAAUACUCGCCUAAAUGAAGAAUGAAGAAACAAAAUGUGCGCACGAUAUCCUUGAUCGUGUGUACAUUUACCUACUUGCUAGUCGGUGCCGCCGUCUUUGACGCCCUCGAAUCGGAAACGGAAAAGCGUCGUUGGGAGGCGCUGCAAGAUGCCGAGGACAUGAUAAUACGCAAAUACAAUAUCUCACAGGAGGACUUCAAAGUCAUGGAGACUGUGGUGCUCAAAUCGGAAUCGCACAAGGCCGGCCAGCAGUGGAAAUUCACCGGUGCAUUUUAUUAUGCAACCACGGUGCUUACUACUAUAGGCUACGGACACUCGACGCCCAGUACGGUGGGCGGUAAGCUCUUCACUAUGUGCUAUGCCAUUGUGGGGAUUCCCCUGGGUCUCGUUAUGUUCCAGAGCAUCGGAGAAAGAGUGAAUAGACUGAGCAGCUAUGUUAUCAAAGCGGUCCGCUCCUCGCUGCGCUGCAAAAGGACCGUCGCCUCGGAGGUGGACCUUAUAUGUGUUGUGACCACACUCAGUUCGCUGACGAUAGCAGGCGGUGCUGCGGCCUUUUCAAAAUUUGAGGGCUGGAGCUACUUCGAUUCAGUAUAUUACUGUUUUAUUACUUUAACCACAAUAGGCUUUGGCGACAUGGUAGCCCUGCAGCGGGACAAUGCACUGAACAGGAAGCCCGAAUACGUGAUGUUCGCACUGAUAUUUAUACUAUUUGGCCUGGCCAUCGUGGCCGCCUCGCUGAACUUGUUAGUACUUAGGUUUGUUACAAUGAAUACCGAAGAUGAGCGACGCGACGAGGCCCAGGCCAUGCAGGCGCUGCAAGUGGCUGUGAAGCUGGAGGGUGAUGUGAUAACAUCCAAUGGAUCCAUUCUGAGCGGCUACGAGGGACACGAUGGCCAAUCUCUGAACGGAAGCAACACCUCGUCCAUGUGCUCGUGCCAUUGCAUGUGUCUCAAUGGCAACCGACAUAAAAAAAGUAACAACUUGGGAAAGAACAACGAUGCAGAAAAUCAAUACAAAUUGAGGCGAUCGCCCACACACAUCCGACACCUACUGCCGGAAGUGGUGCCCAUGCAGGUUUUGAACUACGACUACGACACCCAGAGCCUGCACACAUUGGCCGAUCGUGGGACCAUGGACAGCAGCUAUAUGGGCGUGGACAUGGUGGACAUGGGGGAUACGGCAAGCAUGGAACUGCGGCCACACACAUUGCUCAAGCGCAAUGUAUCACUUUUAUCCAUUCGCAUCUAGGAGUUAGGAAGGCGCUAUAUAAAUAUAUAUAGUAUAUAUAUUGGGAGGAUUAGCGGGUUGCUGGAACAACGAAGUGGCGGCCCCCUCAGCCCUGUCCUGUGGACCUGCCCUCGCCAAAAACGACUUACAAAAUCGAAAGUGAUAACAAGGCUCUAAUAGUACUUAAAUACUUAUAUAGACUCGCAAACUGAAUGUAGGACACGCCAUUGAUAAUUAAUGAUUGACGAUUAACGACUUUUGGGCGUUUGGAUAGUGUGCUAUGCAAUUUAUGUAGGAUCCCCCGCGCGAUAUGUGUGUGUGUAUGCAUUUACAAUGUGAACUAGUGCAUAAAUCUAUACAACAUGUAGUCGGCAUAUGCUAGAGACUAAAACCUAUAUAUAUAUACAAAAGGAAAACACUUACAACUAGGGCACUAUACAAUUGAAUGUAAACCACUGCCAUUUCCGAGCGAUAGAACCUACAAGCGAUACUAGAAGAUUAUGGAACGGCAACACUCACUUGUAGUCUUUCUAUUUUAACACCAAUUAACAUCCAGUCAUCCGUAGAAGUAAAUAGACCGAAUCCGAUAACCUCGAGCCAAAAUCAACCUGAGUAUUACUACGUUUAUAGAGCAGCUAAGUGUAAUUAAGAACUUAUUUGAUUAAACAUUUUAGAUCCAUAUUAUAUCAUAGAAAGGGUCUUAGAAUUCUAAAGCGUCGGUUUAGGAACUUUAAAGAGUAUUAUCAAAUUUUAAACCAUCAAAGCCUUACAUACUUCUAGAGCAGAUAACGCGACUAACUGCCUCUAAUAUUCAUAAGUAAAUUAAAGGAUAGUUCAAGCAGUUCCGAAAUGUUUUUUGCUUCCUUUUUCUUAAUAAUUCUUAACUAGUUAUUAACUUAAUUUAAAUUUAAUCAGUUCUUAUAAACGUAGAAUACAUUCCAGGAGCCAAAAUAACGCAAUGAAAGUGUCAAAUUAAUGCUGUAAAUACUCUAUAGCCGAUUAAUGUUAGCUAACGUUCAAGUGAAUCCAUUUUAUUCAGACUUAUUAUGAUUACGUAACGAUUAAAGAAUAAACUUGAUAUUAGUUUACGAUUACGAUGCGCAUGUAGUUAGUAGCUGCAACUAAAAGGCGACAUCUUUCGAUCUAAAUCUAAAACCAAGUGUCAGGAAAUACUUAGCUAGAAGCCCAAAAACCAUUUCUGGCCAAUCCAGUGCUCAAGUGACUCCGCGAUGUGCCAAAAAAAUAUAUACUAAUAUGUAACUCACUUAGUACGUGCUGCUAACAUUAGUUAUUAUGCUAAUGACAUUCAAAUGUUUUCCACCGUACGUGAGCUAGACAUAUAGACAUACCGUCUCAGACCCAAAAUGACCUACCCCUAUCGCAUUUAUGCAAAGAAUGCAUUUAGUUAUAGUUGUAGAUAAUCUCGAACCGAAUUCCCCUACACACACACUUAAUUUAAGCAUUCCCCCGUGCAUAUUGUUUUAGAUUUGCAUUUGCAUUUAAAAAAAUAGGAUUAUCAAUAAUAUGUUUCUAGUUAGUCGAUGCAUUUUUCAAGGCCCAUUGCUCACUCGAGACGUCAAACGCUUCAAGGAAAUCUCUCUUUUUAUCCUUAUGUGCUUUGUAUAUAAUAGUAUACUUAAUAAAAUUAAUUACUUUAAAAAGAAAAACAAAUAUAUUGUUAAUACCAAAACUUUGUCAGUUUAUAAAACUUAGUUACGUAUUUGAUUUAAAUUGACGAUUUUUAAAAUGCUAAUUAAUUUCCAAAUUUUAAAUAUUUAACUAUAAUAUAUUUCCGCCAAUGGGGUUAGUUAAAAUUACCAAUGGAAUUCUCUUUAAAUUCAACAUAAAUAAAAUUGUAUUUUUAAUUCUGGCAAAUAAUGCGAAAUAGUGAAAAUAAGACUUUGUAAUAUACUUAUAUUCCAAAAUUACAACAAAAAAAAAAAAAAACCAAUAAAACUAAAUUUAUAUGAUUAAA